AUGGCCGCAAACAUUUACAUGUUGGACGAGAUGCAGAAAAUGAUGAGGAUCCCUUUCUGGUCCCCCGAGAUUGGCCCGAACGGUUCGUGGUUGCCGAUGUACGUGAAUGUGCAGCCUUGCGGCAGUGGCCUCUACAGCGGCACCUUCCCGACGAUCGCAGAGUGCAAGGCUGAGCUGAAGCGGAGCCUCUCUUGGAUCAGCGAGCUCACGGUCGAGCCAGAGCUGUACUACAUCAAGAUCCCGCCGCAGGGCGAAGCGAUGCCGACGGUGCCUGUUCCAGAAGGCGACCACCCGCUGGCAGACGAGUGGGUCGUGAACGACCGCACGGCGCUGUACAUCAUUACCUCGUUGCCAGAGUUUGGCUACCCGCUGGAGUGCGACAUGAUGCAGAAUCGCGAGGGCGAGAAGAAGGACGCUAAGGACUCGGUGAAGGACGUGACGAUCCCGGAGAGCGACACCAGCAGCAUCAAGGGGUGGGUGCACGCGAAGAGCGCCAAGGACACGCAGAAGCAGCAGUUCAGCAUCGACGAGGUCUACAAGCUGGGAGUCGCAGCUGGCAUGCAAAAGCAGAUGGAGGCCGCCAGCAGCUCGGCGUAG
Prorocentrum cordatum is the source of this 597-nucleotide messenger RNA. Lineage: Eukaryota; Dinophyceae; Prorocentrales; Prorocentraceae. The record is from the annotation of a GenBank genome assembly.